UGAUCCCAGCUUCCGGUGAAAGGGGAGAAGUGUCUGACACGAUUACUCUGACCAGGCCCAUCGUUACUCACCCGUAGAUAGCCGAACGGGUUUUUUUGAUAAUAGCGAUGGGCUUGUAAUCGUCAACAAGUCACCUAAUCAACUUUUUUUUUUGAGAUAAUAGGAGACGUCGCCGCGGACGCCGCUUUGAGCAGGCUACGCACCGUCAGAGCUACAGGUUUAAACGUUACCCGCGACUGUCAGCCAGCUAGUUAGCCAGCUAAAGUCGCAGCUAGCUUUUCGCCAACUAAGCACCUCUAAAUUAGAUCCUGGUGUCUGUUUCAAGAUGUCAACUGCGGGGUUCAAUUCUCAGAACGGGACUGGGACAGGGCAGACAUACGCAAAUGGUCCAUCACAGAAUCCUGUUGCCCUCCAGCAGCUACCAGGGGUUAGUUAUGGGAUGACUAAUCAACCACCAUACAAUCCAGUGCAGGGCAAAGCUCCUGCACCCCCUGGCCCUGGACUUUACCCAGCUGGGCUAUACCAGCCUAUUCCCCCAGUUAGCUCAUAUCAGCCAGGCCCACCACCCACCUCUUACCCAUCCUCUGCAGGCCAGCCACUGUUGCCCAGGCCUCCAAUGGGAGGUCAUCCAUCACAUACCCCUCCUCAGUCUGCCAGCCCCAGUCCUGGUCCUAGGAUGUCAAUGCCUCCUGCACAGGCAACACCACCUCCUCCUGCUGUGUCUUCUAGUAGCUACUACCCCAACCCUCAGCAGCCCAUGACUCCAGCAUGGCAGUACAACACAUCUACACCACCACUGGGGCCAGCAACCUCCAUUAGUGCGCCUCCAAUGGGCCCUGUGGCAAAUCAUGUGAAUCCAGCCGCAACCUUAGCAGGGCCAUCACUGCCAUCAUUAGCACCUUACAGCUCAGCACCACGACCACCACCUCCCAACAUGUCUCACAGCACCACCCAACCCCCGGGCCCAGGAAUGCCUCCCACCUCUCUGCACGGCUAUACACAGCCUGGUGUGGCACCUCCACCAAUGAAUCCCAUGGCGCCCCAUACAUACCAAGGCCAGUCGAACAGGCCUGCUUAUGGGCCUCCACCUACAGGUCCACCACCUACAGGUCCACCACCUGCAGGCCCACCACCAACAAUGAAACCCACACCACCUCCCACUGGACCUCUAGUGGCUAAUGCCACACCUCCACCACCUAAAGCAGAUGGAGCUGUGGCUGGCAAUGGCCCGCAAGCAUCAAACAGCUAUAAUCAUCUUGACAACAAAAUGGCUGGCCCGACUCAGCCUGGACCACCCGGUCGGCACUUGGGCCACUACCCUUCGCUCCCUCCCGGGUACCAGAACACCUCAGCUCCCCACGCCACCCCUCCCAUCCACCCUGCGAUGCAAGCCGCCACGCAGCCUUACACUCAAGCACCUCAGCCAUAUCAGCAGCCACCUGGUGGCCCAGGGCCGGCUCAGCUAAGCCCAUCGUUAGCAGCCAUGAGCCUCCAGUCCAGCACCCCAGAGGCCCUGAGAGUGGUCAACCUCCUGCAAGAGAGGAACCUGCUGCCACCGGCCCCAGUCCCUGCCCCGACACCCUGCCUCACCCAGGACCUGCAGAAACUCAACUGCAGCCCAGAAGUUUUUCGCUCUACACUGACCAGCAUCCCUCAGACCCAGUCUCUGCUCAAUAAAGCCAAGAUGCCACUGGGCUUGCUGCUUCACCCCUUCAAAGACCUCUCGCAGCUUCCUGUUGUGACAUCCAGCACGAUUGUUAGGUGUCGGUCCUGCAGAACCUACAUCAAUCCCUUUGUCUCUUUCCUGGACCAGAGAAGGUGGAAGUGCAACCUUUGCUAUCGGGUUAAUGAUGUUCCAGAGGAGUUCAUGUACAACCCUGUUAGCAGAUCAUAUGGAGAACCACACAAAAGACCUGAGGUCCAGAAUGCCACCAUUGAGUUCAUUGCUCCUUCAGAAUACAUGCUGAGACCACCCCAGCCUGCUGUUUACCUCUUCGUUCUGGACGUUUCCCACAAUGCAGUGGAGACAGGCUACCUAAAUGUGUUCUGUCAGUCACUGCUGGACAACAUCAAUUCACUUCCUGGAGACUCACGGACAAAGGUAGGCUUCAUCACCUUUGACAGCACCAUCCACUUCUACAACCUCCAGGAGGGACUUUCCCAGCCUCAGAUGCUAAUCGUGUCUGACAUAGAAGAUAUCUUUUUACCAACACCAGACAGCCUUCUAGUAAACCUCAAUGAAUGCAAAGAGCUUGUGCAGGAUCUGCUGAAGAGCCUGCCAAAUUUAUUUGAGAAGACGAUGGAGACGCAGUCCGCCCUGGGUUCAGCUCUGCAAGCAGCCUUUAAGUUGUUGUCCCCCACUGGAGGGCGCAUGUCGGUGUUUCAGACGCAGCUGCCUAACCUCGGUGUUGGGGCACUGCAGUCGAGAGAGGACCCCAACCAGCGGGCAUCUGCCAAGGACAUCCAGCACUUAGCGCCGGCGACAGACUUCUACAAGAAACUGGCUCUGGACUGUUCCAGCCAGCAGGUGGCUGUAGACUUGUUCCUGCUCAGCGCUCAGUACUGUGACCUGGCAUCUCUUGGAUGCAUAUCCAGAUAUUCAGCAGGGAGUGUUUACUACUACCCAUCCUACCACCACCAGCAUAACCCAGCUCAGGUUGAGCGCUUCCAGAAGGAUCUGAAGAGAUAUUUAACCAGGAAAAUUGGCUUUGAGGCUGUCAUGAGGAUACGCUGCACCAAAGGUCUGUCCAUCCACACGUUCCACGGAAACUUCUUUGUGCGCUCCACAGAUCUGUUGUCCCUCCCCAACGUCAACCCAGACGCCGGCUUCGCAGUUCAGAUGUCCAUCGAGGAAAACCUUGAUGACAUGCAGGUUGUCUCUUUCCAGGCUGCACUGCUUUACACCUCCAGCAAAGGAGAGAGGAGGAUCCGCGUGCACACUUUGUGUCUCCCUGUGGUUAAUUCUCUGUCGGAUAUCUUUGCUGGGGCUGAUGUUCAAGCCAUCACUGGGCUGCUGGCUUGCAUGGCUGUGGACCGUUCGGUGACGGCAAGUCUGAGCGAUGCAAGAGACGCAAUGACCAACGCUGCUAUCGACUCGCUGAUGUCUUACCGGCAGUCUGUGUUGACAAUCCAGCAGCCUGGCCUGCUGGUCCCGGCCUGCCUCAGACUCUUCCCGCUCUACAUUCUUGCGCUGCUCAAACAGAAAGCCUUCAGGACAGGCACCAGCACCAGGCUGGAUGACCGGGUGUUUGCCAUGCUUCAGCUGAAGUACCAGCCACUGGCCUACGCCAUGCUGAUGAUCCAUCCUGCUCUGUACCGUGUCGACGACCUGACUGACGAGGGAGCAUUAAACAUCAACGAGCGGACCAUCCCUCAGCCCAGACUGCUGCAGCUGUCUGUGGAGAAGCUCAGCAGGGAAGGAGCUUUCCUCAUGGAUGCUGGAACUGUGAUGUAUCUGUGGAUUGGACGCAACUGCCACUCCAACUUCCUCACACAGGUCUUAGGAGUUCCAAACUACGCUGCCGUGCCUGAUAAUCUGUAUCUGCUCCCUGAACUGGACACCGCAGAGUCUCAGAGAACCAGAGCUUUCAUUGGUUGGCUGAGAGAUCAGAGGCCAUUCUUCCCCUCCCUGCAUAUCAUCAGGGACGAGAGCCAGCUGAAAGCCAGCUUUAUGCAAAACAUGAUCGAGGACCGAACAGAGUCGGCCCUGUCGUACUACGAGUUCCUCCUUCACCUCCAACAGCAAAUCUCCAAAUAAUCUUCAGUGUGGCUGCGGAGACGAGGGAACAUUGAAGCGAGCAUGUGCGUCAGUGUACGUGUGCGAGUAUAUAUGUAUAUGGUGUGAGAGUGUGUAUGCGUGUGAGUGAGACCACACUCAAGGUCGCUUCUUGGUCCUUCUUCAGCUGUGGUCCACCAUAUCUCUGAGGGGGGGAAAAACCCGAGCUGAACUUAACACGAGGCAUCAGCCCAAUCAAGUCAUGUGACGAGGAUGUGACAAAUAAUUGGUUCUGAUGCUUAUUGGGCACUUUUGAACCCUGCUGAAGAAACAAGAAAUCCAGGAUGAUUAUUGUGUCAAUGAUCGAAUGAAUCAGUGUUUAUUCUCACAGAACAAUGCUGUCUAACUGAGGUAGUGCUCAGAAACAGUGCAGGAAAACAGAUGUGUGAAGUGUGAAGUGUUUGGAAAAAGCACAGUCUUUAUUAAUACGAGUCAAACAUAUGUACGUACGCUUAAGACUAGUUUAUAAAACAGGAAGGAACCGGCAAAAAGACUGUUUUGUUUUUUGGGUGUCACCUGGAGUAUUUGUACACACAGCAGCUGAGCUCUAACAACACUCUUAUAUUGUACCUGAAGGAGAGAGCGUGUGCUUUUUAUUUGACAGUCAUUAUACUUGUGUGUUGAACAAAUCUGUAGACUCUGUUGUUUGAAAGCCUGAAUUUUAAAGGUGUUUGAAGGCAGAUCAGCCUCGUUGCCGUCGCUGCCUCGAAUGUUUGGAUUUGGCAGCGGAAGGUGGUUUCAUCGGUCUGAUCUGUCGCUCAUCUUUUCGCUCUUUCUCUCUGGACAUUCAGAACACCUCUGACGACAUUGCUGUUCUGUUUGUUUGUUUCUUUUUCUGAUUGUUUAAUUUAUGAGACUCCCAAUCUGAUUAAAUUCUAUAAUUGCCUUGUAUGGGAACUCACUUUUUAUUAUUAAAACCUCUGUUUAAAUACAGACUCUAUAUAUGAAAUAUUUUAAUAUAAUAGGAUAUGGGAAAUUCUUUAACACAGACAUAACAAAGCCAUUGUGAUCUUUUAAUCAUGCUUAUUGAUACUUGUAUAUUAAAAGAUUGCAUUAUAUAAAGGUAAAGACAUGCUGAUGAUUUUAGUAUAAAUAAGUUGAAAUGACGCUAAGAAAAUAAAAUGUUGGGACUUUUUAAGUGUAGUUUGUGUUUUGGUGGGUGAACAGUGUUUAUUCUGUGAACACAAAGACUACAAAAGACAACAUGGACCAAAUCAGUCAAUAUUUCUCUUGAAUGCAUUUGAAUCGAGAUUUUUUUUUUUUUUUUUUUUUGGUUUGGUCUGAUUUCAUACAGUUUGUAAUCUAUGUAUUAUAUCAACAAAAAUGUAUUUAGGAACAGACAAAUAUGUUUUGGUCUUCAUGCACAAGAAAUUUUGUUUUUCAUAAAAAAAUACUGAUGAAAAUAAAAAGCAGCUUUGUUUUUGUACAGAGUUAACUUGCUGAGGACUGGAUGUUAGUCACAUGACUACAGCUAAAAUAACACCAGUCGUGUGUGUGGAGAGAGUGGAGUAAAUAAACAGAUAUAAAGCCACUGGCAUUUUAGAAUGAUCUCACCUUUCAACAAGAAAUUGAAUUAAUUUAACACCCAAAAAAUAAAGUAGAAAAUAAUACAAA
Oreochromis aureus is the source of this 5389-nucleotide messenger RNA. RefSeq names its product SEC24 homolog A, COPII coat complex component (gene sec24a). Gene Ontology annotation, biological process: COPII-coated vesicle cargo loading; endoplasmic reticulum to Golgi vesicle-mediated transport; intracellular protein transport. Lineage: Eukaryota; Metazoa; Chordata; Actinopteri; Cichliformes; Cichlidae. The transcript has 23 exons. The record is from RefSeq and is a predicted model, not a curated record. Gene Ontology annotation, molecular function: SNARE binding; zinc ion binding. Gene Ontology annotation, cellular component: COPII vesicle coat; endoplasmic reticulum exit site. Bases 326 to 3757 code for a protein of 1143 amino acids.